AGGCAAGUUCCGAACAAUAUUGACGAGGUGUAAAGCUAUAGGCCCUGGCGUAAGUCCAAUGAGGAACUUCUGAUUUACUCCCACCUCGAGAGUCGACUGUGCCGAACGCCCAACGAACCAGAUGACAUCUCCAAGUUUUGCAUUUGUCCCCCGAAAUAUUUCCAAGGGUGGGAAACAGCAAGGCACUUCCGCUCAUGUACCCUCGUCAGAGUCGUCACAUAGUUUGAAACCGACACUCGCCAUCGAAAGAAAAUCAGCGUACCCAGGACCGUCCGGAAGCGACAAAGGAAAACAGAAAGUUUCUGAACCGCCAGUGAAACCAGUCUACAAUGAGAAGGAUAUAUCCAUCCUUAUCGUUCUCGCAUUUUCGGACUAUGCUCUUUGGCUUGACUCGGAUCUGAGGAGGAAAACCGAAGAGUCUUUUCAGGGCGAGGAGCAAGAUGCUGGAUUUUUACCUCUCAGCUACCUGAUGCGUCGCGCUUUUGGUAGAGAGAGCUUGGGUCAAGAUUAUAUGCCGACUGAAGCAAACGCAGUAAAGGCGAUUCGGACCUACGUUGGCGACGUGCUGGAGGUUAGAAUGCUUGUGUCCGCUCCGUCUGCAUCUGCGUGGUACCCUUCCUGGAAAUCAGAGAGGAGUUCAGUUGGUGGUUAUGAAGUACGCAGGAAGGAUUGGACAACAUUAUUGGAUAACGCGACUCGUGAAUUCACUCGGGGUCAGUGGGAUGACCGUACUAUUUACAUGGAAAACAUCCCCGCACAAUAUCACACAAUACCUGGUAUCAUCCGAUUUGCGCAAGGCUUACUGUCUCAUUCAAAUUGUCUGGUUCCAAUCCAAAAUGUCACACUUCCUCCGCACCACUUGGAUAAAGCUGAGGACCGUCCAAAAUGUAAAGGCUUCGCUCUCGUUACACUAAGUAAUGCAGAGUUGUGUCAGAUGUUUCUUGAAUCGUGGCCUUGGACGCGGUUAUUCGAACCCGAAUCAGACGACUUUGAUCUCGCUGAAGGUAACUUGGAGACAAAGGAAGCCUCCAAGUUUGGGUUUCGCACUUUACCAAAAGCGCGCUGGGAUCAAUUGAACGAGGAGUAUCUUGCUUACCGCCAGAAAUUGAUUAGCGAGCUAGCGGAUGCCAACGAACCAGAUAUCUCACCCGACUCUGAUGUACGAGACGUCGUUGACGACAUUUUGGAGGACACCCCUGCUCCGCCUAGGAACAUGACAACUAUGUAUUCACCGUACCCCUUCGGCUGUCUCGUCUUUGCCCGAAAUUUGCAUCUCGAAACAAAUAAGACUACUCUUCGAGCGCUAUUUGCUACCGCAUUCGAGUCGUCUCUUGUAGAUCCCGUCGGUAUCGACUACGUCGAUUUCAACAAAGGAAUGGACUCCUGCUAUCUUCGGCUUGCCUCGCCUGAGCACGGACGUGUUUUAGUCGACCGCUUCUCUAGUCACCCCGUCGUGCAGUCCCACGGUCUUGAUGACAUAGGCAAGACUCCUGAAGUAUCCCAGAAGGCCAUCGCGACGGAGAUCAUCGAAGGCAAAAAGGAGGAAGUCUAUUGGGAGAAAGUUCCAGAGAAAGUCAGACAACAGGCUGUAGAGAAAGCAGUGAAGGCUCUCAAUGGCAAACAGUCAUCGGCUUCCGUACACACUGCGCAUGAUCACUCCGAAGAAAGCAGGCCGCGGAAAAAGAGAAAUCGCGGCUAAUUACAGAAUAUGCGAUUCUUCGACAUCACCAGCCCAGGCUGUGUCUACGAUGGCCUCGCCCUCAGUGCAACACGUUAUUGCACCGUGGAAGUAGAAAAUUACGUGACGGUUUGCUAUUAUUACAUGUGAAGAUACGCCUACA
Molecule: messenger RNA, 1841 nt
Organism: Suillus discolor
Lineage: Eukaryota; Fungi; Basidiomycota; Agaricomycetes; Boletales; Suillaceae
Exons: 4
Coding region: 122-1699 (525 amino acids)
Biological process (GO): telomerase catalytic core complex assembly
Molecular function (GO): telomerase RNA binding
Source: RefSeq, a predicted model, not a curated record